Molecule: messenger RNA, 1209 nt
Organism: Sinocyclocheilus rhinocerous
Lineage: Eukaryota; Metazoa; Chordata; Actinopteri; Cypriniformes; Cyprinidae
Product: protocadherin beta-15-like
Exons: 2
Coding region: 13-1209 (398 amino acids)
Biological process (GO): homophilic cell-cell adhesion
Cellular component (GO): plasma membrane
Molecular function (GO): calcium ion binding
Source: RefSeq, a predicted model, not a curated record
GUUGCUUUCGAGAUGUUUGAUCUUUUGUUCUUCGUGCUGAUGUCGCACACUGCUUAUGGAGACGUGAGCUAUUCUUUUCCGGAGGAGAUGAAACGCGGAUCUGUGAUUGGAAACAUAGCAAAGGAUCUCGGACUCGAUGUGAACACACUGUCAUCUCGUAAGGCUCGAAUUGAUACUGAAGGUAACAGAAAACAAUACUGUGACAUUAAUUUGAAUACUGGAGAACUGAUCGUAGCGGAGAGAAUCGAUAGAGAGGGACUUUGUGGAAAGAAAGCUUCAUGUGUCAUAAACCAUGAGCUUGUCCUUGAAAACCCUCUAGAACUGCAUCGCUUCAUUCUAAAUAUUGAAGACAUAAAUGAUAAUUCACCACAGUUCACAGAGAGUGUCGUUAAAUUCGAAAUACGAGAAUCAGCAGACAAAGGAUCUCGCUACUUAUUAGAUGAGGCCCAUGAUGCCGAUAUUGCUCGGAAUUCUGUGCAAUCAUAUACACUUCAAGAUAAUGAACACUUUAUUCUUAAUGUACUAACCAGGGAAAAUGGAAGAAAAUAUGGCGAGCUCGUGCUGAAUAAAGAGUUAGACCGUGAGCAGCAGAAAGAGGUAACAUUAAUUCUCACUGCGGUAGACGGCGGGACUCCACCGAGAUCAGGUACUGUAGCCAUACACGUCACUGUGCUGGAUGCUAAUGAUAAUGCUCCAGUAUUUAGUCAGGCCGUUUACAAAGUCAGUCUGCCUGAAAAUGCUCCUGUAGAUACUGUAGUGGUGACAGUGAGCGCUACUGAUGCUGACGAGGGACAAAAUGGAGAAGUCACAUACGAGUUUAUGACUUAUGCAUUUAGUCAUUUAUCCGAAAUUGUCCGGCAAUUGUUUUUCCUUGAUACAGUGUCAGGAGAGAUUAAACUAAAGGGACUCGUGGAUUUUGAGGAGGAGAGUUCAGUCGAACUGCCGAUUCAAGCUAAAGAUGGUCAAGGGCUAGCUAGUCAUUGUACAGUAAUAUUACAUGUUAUUGAUAUCAAUGAUAACCCCCCUAUAAUAGUGAUUAAUUCCCUUAACAGUCCUAUUCCCGAGAAUGCGUUUCCCGGUACAGAGGUUGGCAUCAUUAAUGUGCAGGACAGAGACUCUGAGAAUAACGGACAGGUGCGCUGCUCCAUUCAGCAAAACGUCCCAUUUAAACUCGUCUCCGCAGCACUUACAAUUAUGACGCAUACCUGA